Molecule: messenger RNA, 926 nt
Organism: Papilio xuthus (Asian swallowtail)
Lineage: Eukaryota; Metazoa; Arthropoda; Insecta; Lepidoptera; Papilionidae
Exons: 2
Coding region: 112-555 (147 amino acids)
Source: RefSeq, a predicted model, not a curated record
AAUGAUUAUUAAAAAGAUUGAAGGUAUUUUUAAAAACCGUAUCUGUCAAAAUGUUGACAGAUUUGAAAUACCCGCGAGUGAACGAAACGAAAGUAUAAUUGAUAUUUUAAAAUGUCGAUACCAGUAAUCGCUGCCCUUAGACAACCAAAGCAAGUAAAUAAACCUAAGAAAUCGAAGAAAUUUGACGAUGAUUACGUGAUAAUAACAAUGAAGGAUAAUAAAAAAUUGGUAGUCAAUUCCGAUGGCUACCAUGGAAUUGUAAGAAUGGAAGAAAAAUUUGUCUGCGUUCUUUGUAAUUACGAAAUAAAUUUGGAUGAGAAACUAAAAGCAGAUCAUAAAGUUAAGAAAACUCAUUUGAAAACGCUGACAUUGUUUCCACACGUAGAAAGUUUUCGUGACAAUUUGAUACGUCAGUUAAACAAGAAUGGAUGCUAUUGUACUAUCUGUAAUGUCAUGGUGUCGACACAUUAUUUGAUGUGUCAUGUAGAUGGAGAACUUCACAAGCAGGAACUAGAGAAGGCAGUUAUAAGAGCAAAUACAUAUAAACCUAAAUGAAUACAUUAAUAAUAUAUUACUAUCUUUAAUUAAAUUUUUAAUACCUUUUGAAGAAAAUAUGUUAUUGGAGAUUCCUUCUCACUAAAAUUCAGUGCCGAACCUAAAGUGCGACCAUCUCGGGAUCUCACGGAACUGAGCUGAACUUCUGCAGGAUUCCAGGAAAAUACUAAGUCAUGUCUUUACAAAGAUACAGCAACAUGGGACUACAUUUUCUACGAUAAUUUUGAAUGCCUGGAUGUCUUCAAGAGUGAAUAGGCACUUACUAUAGUGUGUACCAUAUUUCAAUUGAACCAUUUAACCUUAGUUGAAAGGUCAAUUGCAAGCUAAAUUAUAAGAAAAUGUAUAGAAAAGAUUUUAGAAAAGUAUAACAG